This is a messenger RNA of Chlorella variabilis, 1086 nucleotides long. RefSeq lists its product as hypothetical. The record is from RefSeq and is a predicted model, not a curated record. Gene Ontology annotation, cellular component: membrane. Lineage: Eukaryota; Viridiplantae; Chlorophyta; Trebouxiophyceae; Chlorellales; Chlorellaceae. The transcript has 6 exons. Gene Ontology annotation, biological process: magnesium ion transport. Gene Ontology annotation, molecular function: magnesium ion transmembrane transporter activity. Bases 1 to 1086 code for a protein of 361 amino acids.
AUGUCGGACCAAAUGAUUGGCCUUCUGCUGGCGCUCUCCAGCAGCAUCUUCAUCGGCUCCAGCUUCGUCAUCAAGAAGCGCGGCCUGCGGAGAGCGGGGUCCACCGGCGUGCGCGCAGGUGCCGGCGGCUUCUCCUACCUGCUGGAGCCGCUGUGGUGGGUGGGCCUGAUCACCAUGGCUCUGGGGGAGGUGGCCAACUUUGCGGCCUACGCCUUUGCCCCCGCCAUCCUGGUCACGCCGCUGGGGGCGCUCAGCAUCAUCAUCAGCGCUGUGCUGGCUCACUACCUGCUGAACGAGAAGCUCAACGCCUUUGGCGUGGUGGGCUGCCUGCUGUGCAUCUCGGGCAGCCUGGCCAUCGUGCUGCACGCCCCCGAGGAGCGCCCCAUCGCCUCGGUGCUGCAAGUCUGGACGCUGGCCACGCAGCCAGGUUUCUUGCUGUACGUGUGCGUGGCGCUGGCUGCCACCAUGUACCUCAUCUUUGGCGUCAGCCUGGAGGUGCAGGCGGGGAACAUACUGGUCUACGUCGCCAUCUGCUCCAUAGUGGGCUCGCUGUCGGUGAUGAGCUGCAAGGCGCUGGGCAUUGCGCUGAAGCUGACGUUUGAGGGGGACAACCAGAUGGCCUACCCCCAGACAUACAUCUUCAUGGUGGUGGUCGCAUCCGCGGUGGUCACCCAGAUGAACUACCUGAACAAGGCGCUGGACCUGUUCAACACCGCCAUCGUGACCCCCAUCUACUACGUCAUGUUCACCACCCUCACCAUCGCCGCAUCCAUGAUCAUGAUGCGCGAGCAGCAGACGCCCACGCAGCUGCUCACAGAGGCGGCGGGCUUUGUGACCAUCGUGUGCGGCACCUUCCUGCUGCACACCACCAAGGACGUGGACCUGCCGGUGGAGGCGUUUGCGCAGCUGCUGACGCGGGGAGCAUCGCCCGGCGGGGGCGGCAACGGCAUGAUGGCGCUGGGGCCCAGCAGCGCCAAGCUGGCGGCGGCGGCGGCUGACGAUGCGGCAGAGGCGGGGCUGGAGCUGGGCACCGCAUCCACGCCAAAGGCGGUGGCGCUGCGGAGAGGCGCUGGCGUGCCGCGGUAG